Vanrija pseudolonga is the source of this 1794-nucleotide messenger RNA. RefSeq names its product Cytochrome P450 monooxygenase FUS8 (gene FUS8). The transcript has 3 exons. Gene Ontology annotation, molecular function: oxidoreductase activity, acting on paired donors, with incorporation or reduction of molecular oxygen; heme binding; monooxygenase activity. The record is from RefSeq and is a predicted model, not a curated record. Lineage: Eukaryota; Fungi; Basidiomycota; Tremellomycetes; Trichosporonales; Trichosporonaceae. Bases 121 to 1734 code for a protein of 537 amino acids.
GGGCCGAGGACCUCACAUGCACGUGGUGCAGACACACCCCGAUGCUAUUAUUGUCGGCGCAACAUCAUAUAAGGUAGCCGAACAUCGCACGGCGUCGUGCACAACGCUUCGACCAUCACCAUGGGCCUCAACGUGACCGACAUCAUGUCCGAGACUGCGGGCUGGACCCCACUGGCCAGCCCGCCAUACCCUUCCAAGCUCACCUGGGUGGUGAUCGCCGCCGCGGUGUACUAUGUGGUCCAGGUGGUCAAGAGCAUCUUCCUGUCCAAGACAUCCAAGAUCCCCGGCCCCCUCUUCCCCCACUUCACGGUCCUUCCCAUCAUCGUGACCUACCUGAGGGGCACACAAAUGUACAACAUGGAGAAAUGGCACAGGCGCUAUGGACCAGUGUUCAGGCUCGGAGCCAACACGGUCUACAUCUCUGACGCGGUGGUCGCGCGCCAGGUGCUGGUCAAGGAGAACCUCGCCAAGGCCCCGUGGUAUGCCUAUCUCUCGCGGGACCCGAAAUCCGCCGGCCUGUUCACCAGCGUUUACAAGGACUACCACCGCCAGCGCCGCAAGCUCUUGAUGCCGGCCUUUGGCGUCGACUACUUGAAGAACCUCGAGCCGUUCCUUCUCGGCAAGGUGGAGCAGUACUUUACGACGUACGCUGGGCGAAUCGAUGCCGCUCCCCCUUUUUCGGGCACCAAGUCGAUCGUCGUCGACCUCUACGGCGACCUCGCUGACCUCACCAUGGACAUUCUGGGCGAGACGGCGUUUGGGAGGGACGGCGGCUUCGGCCUGGUGACCUCGGGCGACAAGAGCAACCCCUAUCGCGAGAUCUGCUCCAUGCUGGCCAAGUACAUGCACGACGGCAGCAUCCGCUUCUUCUGUCGCCCCCUUGACCGGUACAUGUCGCGCGACCUGCGCGUGUACAAGCUCAUGAAGCCGCUGGUGCAGGAGCGCUUCGACAGCGGCGAGACUGGCCGACGCGACAUCCUCCAGUUUCUUGUCGAUGCGUCGAACGAGGUUGUCAAGGGCCAGAAUGGGCAGUUGACCCAGCAGCAAGUCCUUGACCAGUGUGUCGAGCUGUUGAUUGCGGGUGGAGAGACCACAUCCAACACCAUCACCUACAUCCUCAUUGCGCUCCUCCGAGCUCCAGAGUCCCUGCGCAAGCUGUACAAAACCAUCCCCGUCUCAUCCCUCGACACCCCGGUCACGACCUUUGACGAACUCGCCGACACGCCGUUCCUCGACGCGUGUAUCGAGGAAGGCAUGCGCAUGUACCCCGUGACCGCCGAGUUUGGCCGUCGAACCCUCAAGGAUGCAUGCGCCAUCUCGGUCCCCGCGCGCGACGGCUUUCCCGCCCAGACGCACAUCAUCCCCCCUCGCUCCGCCGUCAGCGUCAGCCUGCGGGCGAUGCACUACGACCCCAUCAACUUUCCCCAGCCGGAGCGGUUCUGGCCCGAGCGCUUUUUGCCCGCGUCGCACCCCGACGCGCCGAGCGCAGAGGAGCUCGGGGGCAGCACGACGACUGCCGCGGACCGUGCCGCCUUCAUGCCGUUCUCGAUCGGCCUGCGCAAUUGCAUCGGCAUGCGCAUGGCUUGGUACGAGAUGAAGAUGGUCAUUUGGAACCUCCUCAGCCGUUACAACAUGGAGGCGCUGCCGGGGCAGGAGGUUGACCUUCGCCAGUUUGUCACCCUCCAGUUGAAGAGUGCAAAGUUUAGUGUCAAGCUGACUGAGCGCGUGGAGUAGGGAGCACGAGGCUGGGUGGUGUGAGGGGGGGCUUGUCCGACGUAGCUACAUAGACUGUGA